UUGUGUUUCAGCCACAAUAUUAUACAUUUGUUAGAUAAUCGGUGUGGUCGUUGUUGACUGUUUUACAACAGUAGCGUUCCACUGAUGUUUGUUUGUUUUCCAUUUUAAUAUUUCCAUAAUGAAUGAAUGAAUGGCCAUUUCAAAUAGACUGCAGCACCGCUACGAUAAGAUAGAUGGCGCCAAAUUGAUCAAUAGACAUUCAUUCAUUCAUUUUCUACUGCUUAUCCUCACGAGGGUCGCGGUGGUGCUGGAGCCUAUCCCAGCUGUCUUCGGACGAGAGGCGGGGUACACCCUGGACUGGUCGCCAGCCAAUCACUGGGCACAUAUAGACAAACAACCAUUCACACUCACAUUCAUACCUAUGGACAAUUUGGAGUCGCCAAUUAACCUAGCAUGUUUUUGGAAUGUGGGAGGAAACCGGAGUACCCGGAGAAACGGGGAGAACUUGCAAACUCCACACAGAGAUGGCCGAGGGUGGAAUCGAACUCGGGUCUCCUAGCUGUGAUUUCUCUACAUCUUCCUGUGGAAGUUGCUGUUGCCUCUGGUGUUUGUGAGCCUGCUGCUGCUUGCCGUUCUGGUCCUGCUGGUGUUGGCCGUGCGUCUGUGGCUGCAGGGAAAAAGGAGCGCUCGGAAGGCGAGGACUGGACGUCCGGCGGUGGCCUUCUUCCAUCCGUACUGCAACGCUGGUGGUGGAGGAGAGAGGGUGCUGUGGUGUGCCAUCCGGGCUUUGCAGCAAAGGUACUCACACAUGGACUUUGUGGUGUACACCGGGGACCUGGAUGUUUUGCCUCAUGAGAUUGUGGAUGGAGCGCGACGUCGUUUCAACAUCGUGCUCCCCCGUGCCGUUGACUUUGUGUUCCUGAGGCACCGACUUCUUGUGGAGCCCAACCUCUUUCCUCACUUCACUCUGCUCGGGCAAAGCCUGGGCUCCAUCUUCUUGGGAUGGGAGGCGCUCACAGAAUUCGUACCUGACAUCUAUGUCGAUUCAAUGGGUUACGCCUUCACUCUGCCCCUUUUCCGCUACCUAGGAGGCUGCAGCGUGGCCACUUACGUUCACUACCCCACCAUCAGCACCGACAUGCUGUCUGUGGUGGGCGACAGGAACCCGAGGUUCAACAACCCAGAUUAUGUGUCCAACAGCCUGCUCCUGAGUGCCGUCAAGAUGCUCUACUACUGCAUGUUCGCCCUGCUCUACAGCAUGGCCGGCUCCUGCAACCAUCUCAUCAUGGUCAACUCCUCCUGGACACUGGAGCACAUUCUAACACUGUGGCGAGCACCCAGCCGCACCAGCGUGGUCUACCCGCCCUGCGACGUCAGCGCGUUCCUUGACAUCCCGCUGGAGGAGCACAAGGACAAAACGUGCCACACCAUCGUCUCUAUCGGGCAGUUCCGUCCAGAGAAGGACCACAGGUUGCAGAUCACAGCUUUCAAGAAGGUGUUGGAUCGGCGGAGAGACGCCAAGGAGGCGCUGAAGCUUAUCUUGAUUGGAGGAUGCAGGAAUCAGGAGGACCAGGAUCGGGUGCUGAUGUUGCGGGGGCUUUGCCAGGAGCACGGCGUGGCCGACAAGGUGGAGUUUAAACUGAACGUACCCUUUGAGGAGUUGAAGAAGGAGUUGCAGGAGGCCACUAUUGGACUGCACACCAUGUGGAACGAGCACUUUGGGAUAGGUGUCGUGGAGUGCAUGGCAGCAGGGAAAGUCAUCCUCGCCCACAAGUCCGGCGGUCCCAAGCUGGACAUUGUAGUGCCUUUCGAGGGCGGUCGGACAGGCUUCCUUGCAGACGACGAGGACAGCUACGCCGAGGCCAUCGAGGCCAUCCUCAAUCUAACACCUGCGAACCGUCUACAGAUAAGACACAACGCACGGCAGUCGGUGACUCGCUUCUCGGAUCAGGAAUUUCAAGUCUCUUUCCUGGCCGCUAUGGAGCUUCUGAUUGGGACAGUUGAGCGAUGACUCCAUGUUUGUUUGCAUCUGGGACUGGAAACUUUGCACUUGGGGACAUUUAUUUAUUUUCUUUAUGGUAAAUAUGCAAAAGCGUUUUUUUAGCUUGCCGCUGCAACAUAAAUGUGACAAACAAAAAUGUGAAAUACAUUGCAGUUUUUUUCCAUCUAAAGUAGCUUCAUGUAUUAUUAAAUGUAGUAGUAUUUACAGGGACAUAAGGAAUACUUUUUUUUG
This is a messenger RNA of Doryrhamphus excisus (bluestripe pipefish), 2173 nucleotides long. It is a transcript of the gene alg11, whose product is annotated as ALG11 alpha-1,2-mannosyltransferase. Lineage: Eukaryota; Metazoa; Chordata; Actinopteri; Syngnathiformes; Syngnathidae. Gene Ontology annotation, biological process: protein N-linked glycosylation; dolichol-linked oligosaccharide biosynthetic process. Gene Ontology annotation, molecular function: GDP-Man:Man(3)GlcNAc(2)-PP-Dol alpha-1,2-mannosyltransferase activity. The record is from RefSeq and is a predicted model, not a curated record. Gene Ontology annotation, cellular component: endoplasmic reticulum membrane.